AUGGACUUAUUCUAUGGCUCUCUUCUCUCUUUCUUUGUAAUCUUAGUCUCUUUAGGACUUCACUUUCUUUUCUACAAGAAAAACACCACCGGGCUCCAACCCCCGGGAGGAAAAGGAUGGCCAUUCCUUGGAGAGACCCAUGAGUUUCUCUCCACUGGUUGGAAUGGCCAACCUGAAAAAUUUGUAUUUGAUCGCAUGGCACGAUAUUCAUCUAAUAUCUUCAAGACAUCCUUGUUAGGAUACAACACGGCUGUCUUUUGUGGACCGGCUGGAAACAAGUUCUUGUUCGCAAAUGAGUACAAACUUGUACGAAUGUGGGUGCCUGACUAUGUAAACAAGUUAUUUCCUUCUAAAUCAAGUGCGGCCGAUGAAGCAAUAAAAAUGAGGAAAUCUUUUCCAAUGUUCCUUAAACCGGAGGCUUUGCAGAGAUACAUCAGUGUGAUGGAUGAUGUCACGGGGAAACACUUUACAACUUCGUGGGAAAACCAAGAAGUUGUGGCUGUCUACCCUCUUAUCAAACGCUUUGCGUUUCUUAUAGCCUCUAAGUUGUUUAUUAGCGUAGAAGAUCCCAACCACAUAGCAAAAUUUGCAGCCCCUUUUGCAGAUUUAGUUUCGGGCAUAUUUUCAAUCCCUAUAGACUUCCCAGGAACACAAUUUCACAAAGCGGUGAAAGGUGCAAACCACAUAAGAAACGAGCUUAUCAAGAUAAUCAAACAACGAAAGAUUGAUUUGGAAGAUGGAAAGGCUUCACCAAAACAAGAUAUAUUAUCACAUAUGCUAGCUACAAAUGGUGAUGGUGAGGAUGCCAUGACAGAUUCAGAUAUUGCUAACAAGUUGAUUGCUUUGUUACUUGGGGGACACGAUACUAUUGCUAGUACAUGCGCUUCUAUUGUAAGGUAUCUUGCCGAGCUUCCUGAUAUUUAUGAAGGAGUUUACAAAGAACAAAUGGAAGUCGCAAAGUCAAAAGGACCGGGUGAACUAUUAAACUGGGAAGACAUACAUAAGAUGAAAUACUCAUGGAGUGUAGCAUCUGAAGUGUUGAGGCUUUCCCCUCCUUUCCAAGGAACAUUCAGAGAAGUUCUCACUGAUUUCACCUUCAGUGGUUUCUUCUUUCCAAAAGGAUGGAAGAUAUAUUGGAGCACAAAUGGUGUACAUAAAAACGCCGAAUACUUUCCAGAGCCGCUUAAAUUUGAUCCAUCAAGAUACGAGGGAGCCGGACCAGCUCCAUACACAUACGUGCCUUUUGGAGGAGGGGCUAGGAUGUGUCCGGGAAAAGAGUUUUCGCGAUUGGAGAUACUUGUAUUUAUGCACCACAUAGUGAAGAGAUUUAAAUGGGAGAAAACCAUUCCUGAUGAAAAGAUCAUUGUUGAUCCAAUGCCUGUUCCUGCCAAAGGACUUCCUGUUCGUCUUUACCCACAUAAUACCUAA
This is a messenger RNA of Erigeron canadensis, 1428 nucleotides long. Its product is annotated as beta-amyrin 28-monooxygenase-like. Gene Ontology annotation, molecular function: oxidoreductase activity, acting on paired donors, with incorporation or reduction of molecular oxygen; monooxygenase activity; iron ion binding. The record is from RefSeq and is a predicted model, not a curated record. The transcript has 3 exons. The coding region runs from base 1 to 1428 and encodes 475 amino acids. NCBI's taxonomy places the organism in Eukaryota, Viridiplantae, Streptophyta, Magnoliopsida, Asterales, Asteraceae. Gene Ontology annotation, biological process: sterol metabolic process.